Molecule: messenger RNA, 2542 nt
Organism: Nymphaea colorata (pocket water lily)
Lineage: Eukaryota; Viridiplantae; Streptophyta; Magnoliopsida; Nymphaeales; Nymphaeaceae
Product: nitrate regulatory gene2 protein-like
Exons: 4
Coding region: 100-2331 (743 amino acids)
Source: RefSeq, a predicted model, not a curated record
UCUCUUUUCUCACUAACUUUCUCACUACAGGGCAGACGACCUUGCGGCUCACUACGGAGUACAGAGGACAGAUCCUCUCUCUCUCUCGGGCGACACAACAUGGGUUGCGCCACCUCCAAGGUAGAGAGCGAGGACACCGUGGGCCGCUGCAGAGAGCGGCGCCGCCUCAUGAAGCAGGCGGUGAAGUCCCGCCAUCACUUCGCUUCCGCCCACGCCGACUACCUUCGCCACCUCCGCCUCACGGGUUCGGCUCUCUCCCAUUUCGCGGCCGGCGAGUCCCUCGCCGUCAGCGACGGUACUCCCCCCGUCUUCCUCAGUCGUUCCCUCUCAUCCUCUGCCGCUGUUCCUCCUCCUCCUCCUCCGGCCCUUCACCCUCCCGCGAAAUCCAAAUCCUUCCACCAAACUACCACUUCUGCCGCCGAUUCCUCUCCCGCUAAUCUUCACCUUCCCGCCAAAGCCGUGACGGCGGGAGUUUCCACUGGUAGACUUGACCCGGAAUCCGCAAGCCCGUCGCCUACUCAUUCUAUAUCCGGAUCCUCUGCUUCUUCCAGUUUCCGGGCUGCGGGAAAACCCAGCGUCACCGCGAAGACGAAUUCAGUCUACUCCAACAUGUCCCCUUCACAGACGUCCUCGAUGUGGGACUGGGAGAAUUUCUAUCCUCCAUCACCGCCGGGAUCAGAUUUCUAUCGGCAGCGCGAAGAGGCGAAAUCCCGGGUGCACGAGGAGAGUGUCAUCAGCGAGCGGGAGGAGGUGGAAUGCAGCGAGUGGGGAGAUGAGCAGUGCUGCAGCAGCAGUGAAGCCGACUCCGGCGAUGAUGACAGGAACCACGGAGUGCCGGCGAACGUGGAGUCUCGUUCCGAAAGUUGGGUUCCGCCAGAAUCGGUGGAGAAGUUCAGCCGGAGGUCGGACAAUGAGGAUUUGGUUCGCUCCUCUGUGAAUGGGAACGAAAGUGUACAAGACUUAAAGAUGGUGAGGAGGCACAAGGAUCUGGCGGAGAUCGCCGUGGCAUUGGAAGAAUGUUUCGUUAAGGCGGCUGAAGCCGGGAAGGAGGUUGCGGAACUCCUCGAGACGGAUAGAGAGCAGCUUGAUCGGAGUUUCCGGCAAUUGACGAGAACUGUCUACCAUUCAAACAAUGUCUUCAUUAAUAUUUCUUCUACUUGGACAUCGAAGCCACCACUUGCAAUUAAGUACAGCAUGAAGACAGGGGCACUCAUAGAAUCUGGUGAUCGGAAAAGCCACUGCUCUACGUUGGAGCAACUUCUUGCAUGGGAGAAAAAGCUUUAUGAAGAAGUCAAGGAAAGGGAAGCAGGAAGAAUAGAACAUGAGAAAAAACUGAGUUUAUUACAGAGCCAAGAAUAUAAAGGAGAAAAGGAGGUCAAGCUGGACAAGACCAAGGCAUCUAUAAAAAGGCUGCAGUCUCUGAUAAUGGUUGCUUCUCAGGCUGUAAAUACAACUUCCUCUGCAAUUACAACAGUUAGAGAUAAUGAACUCGGGCCACAACUGCUUGAGCUUUGUCAUGGUUUGAUGAAGAUGUGGAAGGCCAUGAAUCAUUUCCACGAGAUCCAAAAUGAUAUUGUUCAGCAGGUUCGUGGUCUCACAAGCCGUUCUACUGUUGGAGAUUCAACUUCUGAUCUACACCGGCAGUCAACUCACCAUCUCCAACUUGCUGUAUCUGGCUGGCACUCUUCCUUCUCACGGUUGGUAAAGCACCACCGUGACUACAUUCACUCGUUGCAUUCUUGGCUCAGACUCACCCUUCAACGCAUAGAUGAUUCAUCUGAAACUCUCCCUGCUGCCACAGUGCCUCUAGCCUCCGAAUCUGCCUCACGCAUCUACUCCCUGUGUGAUGAGUGGAGACAUGCUGUGGAUCGUAUCCCUGAUACGGUUGCCUCUGAGGCUAUCAAAAGUUUUGUCACUGUCAUUCAGACCAUUGCAUUGCAACAGUCAGAGGAGCUCAGAUGCCGAAAACGAUCUGAAUCAGCAGCAAGAGAACUUGAGAAGAAGACUGCUGCCCUCAGAGCAGUUGAGAAGAAGUUCUAUGGUUCAGUGGCCUCAUACUCAGUCGCAGGAAUUAAUAUUCCAGGCAGUGGGUCAGAUCCAGCAGCUAUUGAUGCAAGGGAUCCACUAGCUGAGAAGAGGUUGGCAGUGCAAUCGUGCCGGAGGAGAGCAGAAGAAGAGCUUUCAAAGCAUGCAAAGGCGGUGCAGGUAACAAGGGCAAUGACUCUUAACAACAUCCAGACAGGCUUGCCGGGGGUCUUCCAGUCUAUGACAGCAUUUUCUGGUGUGUGUUCUGAGGUGUUCGAAGCCGUAUGCAACCAUGUUGGAGUCUAGUCAUAGGCAGCAACCAUGCUAUGGCGCUGUUCAGGUGAAACCACCUAUAAUCUUGGUGGUCAGAGGUAAAGCUAAAAGGUUCACCAGCUUCUCUUUUGAUGAAAAUUUGAGUAUAUUAUUAUUGUUGAUGGUAAUAUAUAAAGUUGUACAGGGAGGUAUUUUUUACUAUGGAGUAAUAAGAUCAAAUGUAUGAAAUAAAUUUGUCCCACAA